Molecule: messenger RNA, 849 nt
Organism: Cryptococcus wingfieldii CBS 7118
Lineage: Eukaryota; Fungi; Basidiomycota; Tremellomycetes; Tremellales; Cryptococcaceae
Product: di-trans,poly-cis-decaprenylcistransferase
Exons: 6
Coding region: 1-849 (282 amino acids)
Cellular component (GO): dehydrodolichyl diphosphate synthase complex; lipid droplet; endoplasmic reticulum
Molecular function (GO): ditrans,polycis-polyprenyl diphosphate synthase [(2E,6E)-farnesyl diphosphate specific] activity
Source: RefSeq, a predicted model, not a curated record
AUGCCCUCCCAGCCAAAGUCAGUAUUCUCCGCUCUCCUACACCAUCUCUUCUCCACCAUCACCACCCUCCUCCUCUUCCUCUUGUCCCUCGGUCCCAUACCCCAGCAUGUCGGUUUUGUGAUGGACGGCAACAGGCGGUAUGCAAGGGAGCUGGGAAAGAGAGUGGAGCAAGGACACGGAGAAGGCUUCAUGGCCUUACGGCGAACGUUGGAGAUCUGUCUGAGACUCAAAAUCCGAGCUGUCUCGGUAUAUGCAUUUGCUAUAGACAACUUCAACAGGUCAGAAAAUGAGGUUGGGGCUCUUAUGAACCUUGCCAAAGAGCGCUUGGCAGAGCUUUGCACCCAUGGAGAUCUGCUAGAAGAGUAUGGAGUGAAAAUCAAGUUUGUGGGGAGGUUUGACCUGCUUCCACCUGACGUACAGCAGGCUGCUAGAGAUAUGGAGGCGAUGACUGCUGCAAACAAAAAUGGUGUCUUGAAUGUCUGUUGUCCGUAUGCUUCCAGAGACGAGAUCGUGACCGCCAUGAAAGGGUCUAUGAGCGAUGUCUAUAGCGGCGAGAUUAUGACGAGUGAAAUCACAUCGCACGACGUGUUUCAGCGCCUCGGCACCUCAAAGGCAGUGAGCGAGGUGGAUGAACGUCUAUUCUCAAGACCAGAAGAUUCGGGAAAGCUGGACAUACUUGUGAGGACAUCAGAUGUCAAGCGUCUCAGCGACUUUAUGAUGUGGCAGUCAUCCGAUGACACGCAACUUCACUUUGUCAAGACUUAUUGGCCAGAAUUUGGUCUGUCUGACAUGAUACCUAUACUGCUGGGUUGGCAGCAGAAGAUCUGGAUGCGAAGGCUGGGGUGGUAA